UAGAGGGUGGCAAUGAAUAGCAUAAGCAUAUAUCCAAAGAGAGCCUGCAAAACUUGACAAAAAAAAAAGAAUCUUCUUAUAUCUCUCUUUUUCCUUUCCUUAUUUCCUUUCCUUUUCUUUCUUUUCUUCUCUGUGACUCUGUCUAAUCCAGGCUUUGACGGUAAUGACUAUUAUAUAUUAUUCCUUUGUGAAUUAGCUAACAACCCACUAAAACCCAAUCUUGUUAUUUUCCUUACUCUGAGUAUCCCCUUUUCUUCUUCAUUCUCCUUUACGUGUCUAGUUUUACUUACUUUCUUAUAAAAAGUAGAGAGAGUAAUGGAAGGUGAAGAUUACAUACCAUCAAUAUCUGCUAAGGAUUACUAUGAUAAUCUAAGAAAAUUGCCUCCGGAACCAGAGAUAGCAGUGAAAGGAAAAGAAGAUGAUUACGAUAGUAUAAGCAAGAGCCUUGUUAUUGUGCCAAGAUCAAAAAAAAGUUUGUGUUUGGAGAUAGUGGAAUUAGAAGAAGAAGAAGAAGAAAAGGAAGAGAAGAGCCUUACAGAUACAGACCGAGUGGGGAGAAACGACGACGUUUAUGUUGCCGUCGGUAAAGAUGACUCAGAUGUUGUGAAAUGGACUCUUAACUAUGUGCUUUCUCCUGGUGCUCGUCUUUAUCUCCUCCAUGUGUACCCUCCUGUCACUUACAUUCCUACACCUGUUGGAAACUUAGCAAGAAGCCAGUUAACCAAAGAACAAGUGAGAUUUUACUUAGAUGAAGUGGAGAACAGAAGGAGAAACCUGUUGAAGAAGUACAUUGAGUUGUGCAAUGAUGCUAAGGUACAUGUUGACACAGUACUAGUUGAGCACAAUUCAACAGCAAAAGCAAUUGUUGAUCUCAUUCCUAUACAUAACAUUAACUAUCUGGUCAUGGGGAAAAAGAUACCUAAUUUGAGGAUAUUGAAGAAAAAAGUGUCGAAAGGAGAAUAUGUGAAGAAGAAUGCCCCAGAGUUUUGUCAAGUGACCAUUGUUAGUGAUGAAACAAGAGUUGUCCAUUUAUCUCAUCAACCGGCAUCAUCAUCAAGUGGUCCAGAGACAUCAAAUCAUGAUGAUCAUAUUACUCGCCACUCUGAAAGAAACUUGUUUGUGUGUGCAUGUUUUUCAGCAUGCUUAAGGUAAAAUGGUGGAUUUAAGCCUACAAAAAUGCCAAAAAUGGAGGAUCCUCUAAGAUGGGAGCACAAUUAGCAAUGUGGGGAAGAGCUUGGAGCAAAAAAGAAGGAAGUCAAUACCAUCAAAAAGAUAAGGUUGGAAAAGUCAAUCACUUCACCAAGCCUACUUGAAGAAUGCAAGUUCCAAUUAAUAAUUUACAUUUGUAAGGAAUGAGCUGGAGGUCAUGAUUGAAAGAAUAAAAAGAGAAGGGUAAAAGUGUAAAAAAUAUUGAAGAAUAUAUCAUUGUGCAUGCUUUUUGCCCAUCAUAGGACAAGAGAUAUUUACAAAAGGGUACUUAACAAAAAUAUGAGAAAAAAGAAAUUAUUUUUUAUA
Humulus lupulus (European hop) is the source of this 1515-nucleotide messenger RNA. RefSeq names its product U-box domain-containing protein 52-like. Lineage: Eukaryota; Viridiplantae; Streptophyta; Magnoliopsida; Rosales; Cannabaceae. The record is from RefSeq and is a predicted model, not a curated record. The coding region runs from base 316 to 1152 and encodes 278 amino acids. The transcript has 5 exons.